UGAGAAUCCAGACAUCUGCUCUUCACAUGAAUGCACUCACCUCCUAGAGAACAGCCUGCCAUCAUGCUCUGGAAACUGGUUGAAAAUGUCAAGUAUGAAGAUAUCUACGAGGACCGGCAUGAUGGAGUGCCCAGCCACAGUUCCAGGCUGUCCCAGCUGGGAUCCGUCUCGCAGGGACCCUACUCCAGCGCUCCUCCGCUCUCUCACACCCCAUCCUCGGAUUUCCAGCCGCCUUAUUUCCCACCCCCCUACCAGCCUCUUCCUUACCACCAAAGCCAGGACCCUUACUCCCAUGUCAAUGACCCCUACUCCCUAAACCCCCUGCAUCAGCCCCAGCAGCACCCCUGGGGACAGAGGCAGAGGCAAGAGGUGGGAUCAGAAACCGGGUCACUGCUGCCACAGCCUCGGGCCGCCCUGCCCCAGCUCUCGGGACUGGACCCCAGGCGGGACUACCACUCAGUUCGGAGGCCAGAUGUCCUCCUGCACUCAGCUCACCAUGGCCUUGACUCCGGCAUGGGGGACAGCCUUUCUCUGCACGGCAUCGGACACCCAGGCAUGGAGGAGGUCCAGUCAGUUGAAGAUGCCAAUAACAGCGGUAUGAACUUAUUGGACCAGUCUGUCAUUAAAAAAGUUCCGGUUCCUCCAAAAUCUGUUACUUCUUUGAUGAUGAAUAAAGAUGGCUUCCUGGGUGGAAUUUCAGUCAAUACCGGAGAGGUGUUUUGCUCUGUACCUGGCCGCUUGUCUUUGCUUAGCUCAACUUCAAAGUAUAAAGUAACUGUGGGAGAAGUUCAGAGACGCCUUUCCCCUCCAGAGUGUCUGAACGCAUCCCUCCUAGGAGGAGUACUUAGAAGAGCCAAAUCGAAAAACGGGGGGAGAUCUUUGCGAGAAAGGCUAGAAAAAAUCGGUUUGAAUUUACCAGCCGGCAGGCGUAAGGCCGCAAAUGUCACUUUACUCACCUCCCUGGUGGAAGGUGAGGCCGUUCAUUUAGCUCGGGAUUUUGGGUACAUCUGUGAAACGGAGUUCCCAGCCAAAGCUGUUUCUGAGUACCUGAACAGACAGCACACGGAUCCCAGCGACCUCCACUCCAGGAAAAACAUGCUGCUUGCCACAAAGCAACUUUGUAAAGAAUUUACAGAUCUCUUGGCCCAGGACAGAACGCCCAUUGGGAACAGCCGGCCCACCCCUAUUUUGGAACCGGGCAUUCAGAGCUGCUUGACUCACUUCAGCCUCAUCACCCACGGCUUUGGGGCCCCCGCUAUCUGCGCUGCCCUCACGGCCCUCCAAAACUACCUGACUGAAGCUCUCAAAGGCAUGGACAAGAUGUUCUUGAACAACAACACUGCUAACAGGCACACAUCUGGCGAAGGACCAGCUUUGCCCGCUUGGCUUAUGAGCUUCUUCAAAGAGGACUAGAGAUCCCUACACAAUAUAUCAGGUACAGAGAAAAAAAAUCCACAAUUCUGAUAUUCUGAUACUUUUUAUUUUUUGCUUUUUUUGCUUUUUCAAAUCAAAGCCAGUUGUUACUGAAUUCUGUAGGUGCACUUCUUUAAAGAAGCUCAAAGGGAAUAAUUUGAAAGAUAAAAAUAUGAGUUGAAAUUGAGGUGUACUGUUGCAAAGAGAAUAAGAGCUGUGUUGAAUGUUACGGCACUUGCUUGGCACUAGGGUUUUGUACCCAGGGAGGAAAGAGUUGCCACGUGAGCUGGCUCCUCGUGAUGGGAGUGGGGAGGGUUUGCCAGGGAAUAUCCUGAUUUCUGAGCUCAGUCUGAGGAAAUCUGUUUCUCUUAGAAAGCUUUUUUUUUUUUUUUUAAUGUCUUGUGACUCUUGCUUUGGAACAAGUCGGUGUGGUGAGGGGGGCAAAAACUUCUUAACUCCAAUGUUUGUCUUGGUGGUUUGGUGUCUGACAGGAUGUCUUAUGCAUAUGAUUUGGGUGGUGGGGGUGAAGGGGAAGUCUUAUUUCUUUCCUCUCUCUUUUUUUUUUUCAUUUUUCCACAUACAUUUCUCUGUGUUCUGUGGUAAAAAUAACGCUGAAGUGUAAGGACAUGAAUUUCAGUUUGGAUUCUGCCGUGUCGGGUAAUUGCAUGUGUUUCUCAGUGGGGUAGGGCUCGUGCACUAACACAGCUUUUUACUGAUGUCAGAACUGGGUGAGGGUAAAUCUCCUGGAGCUUCUGGCAAAAUUCCAGUGGGGUCAGGCCUCCCCGUAGGAUCCCUGUGAAAGCUGCAGGACUCAGUCCCACCAUCCCAAGCAGGCACACCUGAACUCAAAACAAGAGAGAGAGAGAGAGAGAGAUAAACCUCAGCCUUCCUUUCAUUUUGACACCUUCCAAAGGUGAUAGUGAGGGAGAAACCAUUCUGCAGAGCUCUCAACAUCCCUUGAUGAAAUAUCCUCAAAACAAAAGAGCAAACAAUCCUCUUGUGUCCUUUAGUGCCCUUGGCUCUCUGAGACAUGGUUACAGCUGAGGGCCUGCUCUGCUUUUCAAAUCUUCACGCAGACAAAUCUUCAAGCAGUUCUCUGCUUGUGAUUUGGGCACGCAUGGCAAUAGAAAUCCAGGGAUCAUCCAGCCCUUCCCGAGCUGCUCCUCGCUCAUGUACCUUUGGUUCUUCUGGGGCACUGGGGGCUCUCCUAUGGGGGAACUGAGGCAGGCAGCUUUCUCCAUGGAUUGGGAUGAGUUGGAGGCAGUCAUAGACCCUGGCAAGUCCCUGCCAGUGGGUUUGGUUGUCGCAGGGAUUGUCAUAUCCCUAUGGAUGUCACCAGAGGAGGUGUGGUGGUCAAACCAUGGGUCCCCCACCAGCAGGCUGGGGACCUUCAGGUUGAGAAUCAACAUCCAGGCAACCUCCAGGCCUCUAAAUCUUACCCUUUGCCAACCACCCCAAAGUUCAUCAGGAGCAAUCCAGGCUCCAGCGUAGGGCAUGGCCCAGCAGUGAUGCAAGGGAAAGGGAAAGAGGGAAUCUGGGGAGGAACAAAUGUUCCCACAUGGAAGCACAGUUCCCUUCUCUUCCUGAUGGGAAUAUCCUGUUUAUUGGAGCAGAGCACCAAGUGUUGGAUGUUGCCUUGCCUUCCCCCUGCAAAUAGGAUUUGUCAGGAACCUGUGGGUUCAGCCCUUCAGCAUCACCCAGCCCAGUGGGGCCUUUGGGUGUGGGGAGACCCCAAAUUAGCUCUCAGUCUUCCACAUCCCCAGCUGUAUGUGCAGGGACAUGGGAACCUGUCCCUGCUGCCCCAGAGCUUCCAGCUGGAGGCUUUGAGGCCAUGUUGGGAAUGGUCUUUCCUUUUCUUUGGGGAAAUGUAGGGGAUUCUCCUUUUAACUGCAGAGGACAGUGUCCCACCACCACUGUGGGUUAAUGGGGAGAGGGAACCCUUGGAACUUCUUGGGGAAAGGUGUGAGGGCCUGAUCCUGCUGCUGCUGCUGAAAUCUUCCCUAGACACAGGUUUGGUCACCUGGACCAUGACCUAAACCUUGAGCAGGUUGAGGGAAGAGUUUCAGUCUGUCCCUUGUGCCUUCUGCCUGGAGGAGACAAACUACAGAUGCCAGACUGUGCAGUGCUCAGGCAAAAUAAGGCCAAAUUCCCACUGAUUGCAGUGGGAUGUUCUCCCCUCAUUUGCUCCCCAAAAUGUGGAGACAAAAUUCACGAGGUUUAUGACUUAAAAUGCAAUCAGGCAGGAAAGAGGAGAGGAGCACAUCUCUCUGUCCUUCCCCCCAACCCAGUGCUGGUCCCACAGGGAAUUAUCCCUUGCUUGGUGGCUCCUAUCUGUGCUCAGUACAGAGAUCCCCCCAAACUAAACUCAGCCUCCCUCUGGAAGGUAUUUUCCUGCUCCCCUCCACUUUCCCAGCCCGACUACUUCUGUUGGCAGGGAACCUCAGACGUUUAUCUGAUAAUUGAGUUAUUAAAAGAUUUGGUUUCCUCGGAAUCAUGAAUCAAUAAACAGGAGGAUUAACAAGGCAGCUUUGCUUUGUAACUCAAGGGAAAAGUUUGAGGAGAGACCAUGAAAAGUUUGUUUUCAAACCAAACAGGUGGGUUGCUGUAAAUUUUAUUUCAUUCUUAGUU
Messenger RNA from Passer montanus (Eurasian tree sparrow), 4041 nucleotides. It is a transcript of the gene TFAP2B, whose product is annotated as transcription factor AP-2 beta. The transcript has 8 exons. The record is from RefSeq and is a predicted model, not a curated record. Lineage: Eukaryota; Metazoa; Chordata; Aves; Passeriformes; Passeridae. Bases 31 to 1413 code for a protein of 460 amino acids. Gene Ontology annotation, biological process: regulation of cell population proliferation; anatomical structure development; regulation of transcription by RNA polymerase II. Gene Ontology annotation, cellular component: nucleus. Gene Ontology annotation, molecular function: RNA polymerase II transcription regulatory region sequence-specific DNA binding; DNA-binding transcription factor activity, RNA polymerase II-specific.